Morus notabilis is the source of this 567-nucleotide messenger RNA. RefSeq lists its product as uncharacterized. The record is from RefSeq and is a predicted model, not a curated record. Lineage: Eukaryota; Viridiplantae; Streptophyta; Magnoliopsida; Rosales; Moraceae. Bases 1 to 567 code for a protein of 188 amino acids. The transcript is spliced from 2 exons.
AUGGCCGAGGGACAAAACCACUUACACCAGCAACGGACGUUGCAAGAUUAUUUCAAGCCCGUGGUGAACGAGAAUUAUUCGGGCAUCCAACAUCAACAAGUCAAUGCCAACAACUUCGAGCUCAAGCCGGCCCUCGUCAACAUGGUCCAGCAGAACCAAUAUGGAGGCUUGCCGCACGAGGAUCCCAAUAUCCACUUGGCCACUUUUCUGGAGAUUUGUGACACAGUGAAAAUUAAUGGACUUAAAGAGAUGCUCCGUAAGUGCCCUCAACACGGUAUUGAGGAUUGGUUCCAAGUUCAACUUUUCUACAAUAGGCUUACUGGGCAAACUAAGGCCCAUAUUGAUGCAGCGGCCGGUGGAACCAUCUUAUCAAAGACACCCGGGGAUGCACUCAAUCUCUUUGAGGACAUGGCAAUGAAUAGUUGUCAAUGGCAAAACGAGCGGUCCACUGUGAAGAGAGCAGCAGGGAUUUAUGAUGUGGAUCAAAUGACAUCUCUCAUGGCUCAAAUGGCGCUAUUGACUAAUCAAAUCCAAGGUCUUACCGCAGUUAAUGCAAAUGGUAAUUAA